Habropoda laboriosa is the source of this 2556-nucleotide messenger RNA. It is a transcript of the gene HnRNP-K, whose product is annotated as heterogeneous nuclear ribonucleoprotein K. Lineage: Eukaryota; Metazoa; Arthropoda; Insecta; Hymenoptera; Apidae. The record is from RefSeq and is a predicted model, not a curated record. Gene Ontology annotation, molecular function: mRNA binding. Gene Ontology annotation, cellular component: cytoplasm; nucleus. Gene Ontology annotation, biological process: regulation of mRNA splicing, via spliceosome; regulation of transcription by RNA polymerase II. The transcript has 11 exons. Bases 67 to 1440 code for a protein of 457 amino acids.
CCAAAGAAGACUCCGUGGGAAUCUCUAGCACAGGGGUUGGGGACAGACAAACUGAAGCAGAUCCAGAUGAGGGACUCCAGUAAAAACGAAAUAAUGAAGAGAGAAGCUGAUGCAGGCGCUAUGACAGGUUCCGGAGGACCGACAAGUCCUCACAAGCGUUACAGACAGGGUGACGAUGAACUUCGUCUUCUGAUCCCCAGCAAGGUAGCCGGUUCGAUAAUCGGCAAGGGUGGCCAGAACAUCACCAAACUGCGCAGUCAGUACAAAGCCUCAAUCAUUGUACCCGAUUGCCCCGGACCCGAACGGGUGCUCACCAUCAGCUCGGAUCUGUCCACUGUUCUCCAGGUGUUGAACGAGGUCGUACCUAAUCUCGAGGAGGUGAGUGUUGCUACCAGAAGAGGAUCACACGGGAAAAGAAAUGACUCAAUCAACGGAUCGAGACAUGGCAGCGACGAGAUCGAUGUUCGUAUGCUGGUGCAUCAGAGCCAGGCUGGGUGCAUCAUUGGCAAAGGAGGGCUAAAGAUCAAGGAGCUGCGCGAGAAAACUGGCGCGAGAAUCAAGAUUUAUUCGCACUGCUGCCCCCACAGCACGGAUCGGCUGAUCAGCAUCUGUGGCAAGCCGAAUACGUGCAUCGAGUGCAUUCGCGAGCUGAUCGCCACCAUUAAAACCUCGCCUUUAAAGGGCGUGAACAACCCUUACGACCCGCACAACUUCGACGACUACUAUGCGGACGAUUACGGCGGUUAUGGUACCGGGGACGGUGGCCAAGGUAAAGGAGGUGGCUUCGGUGGUCCAGGAGGUCGCAGAGGUGGCGGUGGUGGUGGCGGUGGCGGCGGUGUAGGCAUGAUCCCGCGACAAGACAGCCGCUCUAUACCAGACGCUGUAAACCGCGUUUUUCCACCGAGGGGAGGACUUCGUGGAGGUGGCGGCGGAGGCGGUGGAAUGUCGGGUGGACCGCCUGAUCGUGGCUACGGUGGCAAUUCCCGCGGAGGAGGCGGAGGAAGUGGCGGAUACGAAGGUGGAAGAGGUGGAUAUGGCGGGAACAGGGGUGGUCAUCCACCUUACGCCGGUGGAAAUUACAACGGUGAUGGAUGGGGCAUGCAAGGAGGCGCGCCAAACGGUUUGGGUGGCGGCGGCUCUAACUCUGGAAUGAGCGGCCCAUCCAUGGGCGGCAACAAUCAAGGGAACCAGGGCAACAUGGGUGGAAACAAGACCAGCACUCAAGUCACCAUUCCUAAGGACCUCGCGGGAGCCAUAAUCGGCAAAGGAGGUGCCAGAAUCCGGAAAAUCAGAUCAGAUAGCGGCGCCGGGAUCACUAUAGACGAACCAUUGGCCAACAGUAACGAUCGCAUCAUUACCAUAACCGGGUUACCCAGUCAGAUACAAAUGGCUCAGUACCUGCUCCAGCAGAGCGUGCACGAGAAUGCAGACCAUUAUUAGGAUGUGGUGUGUAAAGGAAGCAUUCGGGGGGAGCCAAAGAUGCGUUUAUAAUUUUUUUAGGGAUACUUCUUCGCGCGAAAAGUGGAGACCGAGAGAAAAAAAAAAAAAGAACGAGACGAGAACUCUUCAAGCCUUUUUUUCACCGAGAAACGAAAGAAAAACAAAAAAAAGAAACAAAAUAACAUAGCACGCUUUCGGUGUGUUUCUUCUUGUUACGAUGAUGUCCCUUUGAUCGAACGAGAACGGGGAGCAAGGAGAGACACACAAUUCUACGGACUUUCCAUUCGAUAACUAUUAUAAAGAAAACAUGGAAUUGGCAGUCGAGGAGGAGCCUCCUCGUGCGAGAAAGGCCAAAGAACAGCGCUGUUUAAAAACGCCUGAGAUCGUUCUCGAUCUUACACAUUUUUUUCUUCUUCAUUUUUGUUCUCUCUUUUUUUAGUUGAUUUUUGUUCUAAUCAUUUUGUAUCACGUGCUUUUAUUUCCCACGGCUCUGAACCGAGAGAGUCUUUGAUACGAUCAUAUUUUUUUUUCUCUUCUUUUAUUCCCCCUUCGUUUUAUCUCCAUUUUUUACAUCGAAUAUCGAACCAGCCAUCGGAAAAUCACCAUCGAAGCGCACACAUUCUCCAUACCCUUUUUCUACUCUUCGCUAUUUUUGCUACAGAAAUUUGAAAACACUUGAACGAGUCAUUGUACAUUAUCGAGAGAUACUGAAAAGAAAAAAGAAAGAAAUGUACCACACACUUUUUAAGCAGGGAGAACAAUUCACGAAGGAAAUUCGUGUGAUAACAAGAUUGAUGAUAAAGAGUAGUUUCUGUCAGCAAAAGAUCGAAGAACAGUGGGAAAAUACAGCGGUAACAUCGAAGGAAGGGAGAGAUCGUCGAAAUCGGAAAAAUAAUUAUAAAACGCGAGAAAAAGAGUACAGAGAGGAUUUUUGUAUAUAACAUAUAAGAAAAAGAAAAAAACAGGAGAAAUUACUAACAGAAUCAUUUCCCUUUCCUGUAACCGCCCAUCCACCACGUUUCCACCGCUGCAUCACGAUUAUCCUUACUUAUAAUUAUCGUUAAUUACCAUACAAUUAAGAGGAGUAAUUUUGCAUUCAGUAGUUAACCCCCCCCC